Messenger RNA from Moneuplotes crassus, 1266 nucleotides. NCBI's taxonomy places the organism in Eukaryota, Ciliophora, Spirotrichea, Euplotida, Euplotidae. The record is from the annotation of a GenBank genome assembly.
GAAAAUAAUAAAUCAGAUAGUAAUGGAGGAGAAAGAUUCAAAUAAUGACGCUUCUGGCAAAGUUCGGCUUCUGAACACACCAGAGUCUUCAUCAACGAACCAAGCUUCCAAUCUUCGGAACUCAAUGGCUAAGAAAACCCUCAACGAAGAUGUUGAACAGCAUUAUGUGUUAUAUUUCUACCUCUUUUCGGUGUUGGGGCUUGUGAAUAAUCUUGGAUAUGUCAUGGUCGGAAGUGCUGCCCACAAUCUCGCUGAUAAAUUCGACCAUAAGUCAUUAAUGCCUUUAUUUAACUUAUGUGAAAUAGUUUUUGGAAGUCUUGUCAGAUUUAUUAACUCAAAAUAUUUGAUCAACAUUCGCCACUCCAUCAGACUAACUGGAAACGUCAUUGUCAUGAUUGUCGCAUACCUACUAAUAGCUGCCAUUACGAUUCAUCCAAUCGGAGCAAGUUUCUAUAUAGCUCUAUUUUGUGCACUUCUCCAUGGAGUCACUUCAUCCUUUGGGGAGUCAACUCUUCUUGGAUUUCUUAAAGGAUUUCCAAGCAAACAAGUCGGAUCUUUCAGCUCAGGUACUGGCAUGGCUGGUGUAUGAGGAUCAGGCAUUUUCCUAUUACUUGGCUCAUUUAUGAGCGAUGGCUUCGUCUUUUUAGCAGCAACCCCAGCUAUUUUGUUUUACUUCAUGAACGUUAUGAUCACAUCUAAGAAGAAAUCAACACUACCUUUUGUAGAGGAGAACCCGCAGGCACAAGCUCGGGCAGAAUCCAUCAGAAGGUCUAUGGGCUCCAACAACGACCUUACUAAUAGCGCUGAUGAUAAUGAAAUUACCAAUGAAGAAGAUGAAGGCCUCGAAGGAAUUGAAAUGGGAGAAGACGCUGAACAAAACUUACAAAUGGGCUUUGCCAGCUUCAAGCUCGUCCUAUCAAAAAUUGGUUGGUACACUCUCAACCUCUUCCUUGUCUACUUCCUUGAGUAUUCUGUCACUUAAUAAACUUCAAAAAUAUGCUGAAGACAACGAUGAUAUGAACGAAAAUAGCUUUUUCAUCAAAAAUGUGUUCACAAUAUUCGCUUUUUGUUAUCAAUUCGGAGUCCUGAUUUCAAGAAGCUCUCUGUCUCUGAUUAAGAUAAAGCGGGUAGAGAUUGUCACAUUCCUACAGAUCUUAAACUUCAUCUUCUUUUUCCUCAAUGCUCAGCUAUUUUUCUUGAAGAACUACUUUGUCAUGAUUGAAAUUACUGGCUUCAGUGCCAAAAUUCUACAUUUCAAAAAAUUUA